Messenger RNA from Microthlaspi erraticum, 939 nucleotides. Lineage: Eukaryota; Viridiplantae; Streptophyta; Magnoliopsida; Brassicales; Brassicaceae. The record is from the annotation of a GenBank genome assembly.
AUGACUUCACCAUUACCGAAAAAGCAGAGAACAUCGGAGGUCUCCGAGCAGCAGCAACAAAUUUCUCAGGAGGAACACGUUCUCGAGCAGCAACAGCACCAGAUUUCUCAGGAGGAGCAUGUUCUCGAGCAGCAGCAGCAACAAGAACAUGAAAUGGAUCUUUCUUGUUAUGAGGAGGAUAUGCAGCGUGAGCUUGUUUCUGCUGCCGAUAUGGAUCUUGCUUGUUAUGAGGAGGAUAUGAAACAUGAGCUUGGUGCUACUGAGGCACAAGACCUUAUUGCUGCAUAUAUCAUACUAAUGACUAAACAAUUGCCUCCAAUUGAUACAAAAAAUAUCAAUCAAGCCAUUAGGGUCAAAAUCAUUGAGACUAUGCUUUCUUCAGAAAUGGCGAUCCAAUACCCUCAUGCUACACAUUUAGGGGUUGACAUAUAUGAUAGAUACUUUGGAUCUUUUCCCCCUAAUGGCCAGCCUCCUCUAAAACCAGAAACUGUCAUCUCCAUUGCUUUGUUCAUAGCUGUCAAAUACGUGUAUGGCAUCACUAAACCCUUGACAUUCCAAUUCCACAUUAGGAAUGUGGAGAGUGAGUUAGAAAUUCUUCAGUCUUUUCAGUACAAGCUCUAUCACCCUACCACCAAAGACUUUGUUGAUAUCUUUCUCACUAUUGACAAAACCACCCAUGAGGAAAUGAAAAAGGAGCUGCUCUACAUAACCGAUCUAUCUCUACUUGAUGUACAAUGCUCUGGUUUUUUGCCAAGUUUGAUGGCUGGGGCAUGUGUCUUUUUAGCUAUGUUCGUAGUGAAUCCUACGAAAUGUCCUCAGAUGGAGUUACCGUUUGACUACAUUGGUAAUCUCAAAAUACCAGUUCAGAUUCUCCAUCAACUCUACACGGAAAAAGCUUUGACUCCAGUCCUGUCUAUUCCAGAUUACUACUUUGGCUGA